UAUCAAAGGGGAAAGUAUUCACCUGAUCUGAGGUAAACGAAGAUGGCGUCGCGGUGGAGUGGAGUUUCUGGCGGGGGCGAGAAUCGGUUGGUGUCGUUGCCUCUGUCGCGGAUCCGGGUGAUCAUGAAGAGUUCGCCCGAAGUCUCGAGCAUCAACCCGGAUGCGAUUUUCCUCACCGCCAAGGCCACGGAGCUGUUUGUUCAGUAUUUAGCUACUUACGCUUACAAGCACGGCCAGGGCAACGAGCACAAGACGCUGACAUAUACUCACCUGUCACAAGCAGUACAGAACUCUGACACUUUCCAGUUCCUUGCAGAUAUUGUGCCAAAGAAAAUCUUGGCAAGCAAAUAUCUGAAAAUGCUUGAAAAAGAAAAAGAAGGAAAGGAGAUAAAGGAGGAGAAAGAAGAGGAAGCAGAAGAAAGUGAGGCUGAAGAAGGAUCUUGACAGUACAGCUUGAUUUAUGGCCUUGUAUGUGAACACUCUUUAAUGACUUAUGAUCAACUGAAUUCUUACAUCCUUGAUCCAGUGUCAACUUUCAGAGUUAGAACUGACAACCUGUGUACAAUUACCCUGCAAAGACUUCCAAGUGGGACUGAACAUAUUUGCGGAUCUUUGUUUUGCAUCUUCAGUUUAUAAACAUAAUGUGGAUGAUUGCUUGUAAUAUACCAAAUGUCCGUGUUAACCAAAUACUGUAUUUUCAAUACAGAAUCGUCUUCAUUGCUCACAUUGGGCAAAUCUAAAAAUGGGUAAAUUCCUUUUAUAUGCCAAUACUGAAGUUUUCUUUCCUUUCAAUGUAAGUUGGUAAAAAAGGGUUCAGAUUUCUUAAAAGUGAAUUGUUUAUAUGACUAGUUAUAUAUAAGCUACAUUCAAAUUAUCCAUGUUGCAAACAAAAAAAAUACUUUCAAUGUCCUCAGUUCAUAUGUACAAUAAUGUUACACCGAUGUAAAUAAAUUUGGGAAA
This is a messenger RNA of Ahaetulla prasina, 960 nucleotides long. It is a transcript of the gene CHRAC1, whose product is annotated as chromatin accessibility complex subunit 1. Gene Ontology annotation, molecular function: protein heterodimerization activity. The transcript has 3 exons. Bases 43 to 444 code for a protein of 133 amino acids. Lineage: Eukaryota; Metazoa; Chordata; Lepidosauria; Squamata; Colubridae. Gene Ontology annotation, cellular component: nucleus; CHRAC. The record is from RefSeq and is a predicted model, not a curated record.